Gavialis gangeticus (Gharial) is the source of this 8456-nucleotide messenger RNA. RefSeq names its product cardiomyopathy-associated protein 5-like. Lineage: Eukaryota; Metazoa; Chordata; Crocodylia; Gavialidae. The record is from RefSeq and is a predicted model, not a curated record. The transcript has 16 exons. Gene Ontology annotation, molecular function: protein binding. Bases 1 to 7122 code for a protein of 2373 amino acids.
AUGGUAAUAUUGGCUUCAGUAAGGAUGCUGGUGUUCCCAUUUGAUGUGGAGGAUUUUUUGGGGACAUCAUUGGUGAUACUUCUGCAGGGUCUUGUGAUAACAAUGAUCAAUCACCCAUGUUUCACCUCUGUAGAGGAGAGUGAAGCUGAUGACUACAUCGUAGACCUGAAUCUUGGGAAAACCAGUAUCUCUGAUAUUCGGUCUCUGAGAGAGAUGGCUACUGAUCUAGGGGAAGUGCUUGUCUACCUCCAGAGUCUUUCCUUUGAUGGAUUCACUGCUGUCAAUGCUGCCAUGUCAUAUAACAAUCAGAACUUAUUUUUACUGUGGUUCUCUACAAGGAUCAGGUUUAUUAUACUGGUAAAAUCAGAACCUUGGAAGCUUCCACGGUGCUUAAAGGACCUUAUCCAAAAUGCAGAGGUGAAGCCCGAGCUACAAUACAUUGUCUCCAGUCCUUCCUUUUCUAUGGUAACAGUUCCAAGUGAAGAUAGUGGAAUAACUUGGGAAAUCAGCUCAAGCAGAUGUUCCGCUCCAUGGGCCUCUGAACCCAGUACUACUUCGUAUCUUUAUAGUCUGGAAAGUUCAUCUGUAGGUUGUCCUCCUGGGAAAGUUAUCUUUAUCAUGGAUGAUGGUAAGACUGUCCGGAAAAAGAUAUGUAGAUCAUCCGAUAGGACACUGUUGCAUUCAAACCUGAAGGAAGGCCAGGGUAGUAAAAAGCGUGACUUCUCUGGAAUGCAAGACUUAAGUGUUACCCCAGUAAAUGAUACAGAGUUAAGUGCUGUUGAACCAGAAGCAAAAGCUAUGGAAGUAGAAACUUCAAAAGAUAAAGAAGAUCCAGUAAACAUUACAGAGGAACCAGACCCACUCCUCUCAAAGUCAAUGGGCAAAGAAAAUAAACAAAAGAAGGGAGGGCCAGACCCUGGAGGAUCAAUAUGGGCUAGAAUUCAAAAGUUCAAUUCGAUUACAGAAGAAGCAACACCUCCAAAACUGUUCCGAAAGACACGUAGUAAAGAUCCACCCAUAAUAUCAGAUACGAAAAGAGAACAAAGACAGCGCAAGGGAUUGUUAAAACAAAGCCUUUCUUCCCCCUCUUCAGCGUCUCCUGAAAAAGCCUCUGCUGCUAGGAAAGAUGUUUCACUUCUGAAUAUAAAAUGUGGCCAACUGACUCCUGGAUCUAAGAAGUUUUCAAACUCUAAUGUUCCUCUUGACAAUCCUAUGAAAAAAGAAAUGGAGACUCCAAGUGAGACAUCAGAACAGUCACAGUCCAUUUCACCCUGCUUUACAGAUGAAGGGGAUACGCAGGAAGUUCCCACAUGUUCACCUACAGCCAUAAACUCAAUAUUAGGACCACCAGUGCCUGCUCCAUUAGAUCCUACUGAUAAAGCUGAGAAACAAGAAAUGUGGCCACCUCCAGUUGAGACUAUAAUUGAGACGUCAGACCAGUUGCUGCCUGUUACAUCAUGCCUAACUGAUGAAGUAGGGCAGCAAGAAAUUCAGCCUUAUUCAAUCAUGACCACAGAGCCCAUUUCAGCAGAAUCUGUAACUGAAUCAGAGCAGAAAACAACUCAAGCAUAUUCAUCUGUAGCUCCAGAAUAUGUGUCUGACCAUUCUGUUUCAUUACAUCUUGUGGAGGAGGCAGAAAAGCGAGGAAGUCAGUCUUACUCACCCAUGACUACACAGUCUGAGUCUGAACAUUCAGUUUUAUCUGAAACAAGAAAGCAGGAUGUUGAUCCUUAUUCAUCCACCACUGCAGAAUCAGAGCUGGAUCAUGCAGUUUUAUCCCGUUCUGUGGAUGAAGCGGAGAAGCAAGAAAGUCAGUUUUAUUCACCUCUAACUACACAAUCAGAGUGUGAACAUCCAGAUGUCUCAAAUUCUGCUGAUGAAACAGAGGAGCAAGAGACCACACAGUUGGAGUUUGGAUAUUUAGAGAAGCAAGUUAUUCAGCCCCAUUCCCCUGUAAUCACUCAGUCAGAGUUUGAACAUCCAUAUUUAUCAGAUUCAAUUGAGGAAGCAGAGGAGCAAAAAAUUAAGUCUUAUUCCACUGCAACUCAGCAACUGGCGUCUGAACAGUUAGAUAUAUUGUGCCCUAUUGAUGAAAUGGAAAUACAAAAAAGGCAGUCUGCUUCACAGGUAACUUCAGGGCUGUGUGAGUAUUCCAAUGUAUCCGAUUCCAGUGGCAAAGAAGAGAGAGAAGAAACUGCCCAACUAGAGUCUAAACAUUUGGAGACGCAAGAUUCAGGAUUCCAUUCUCCUGUAACUAAGCAACGGGAACUGGAUGUUCAAAAAUUAACAUGCCUCAAUCAUGAAGCAGAGGAACAAGAAACCACGCAAAUGGAGCCAGAACAGCCAAAUUUAGCACAUUCCAUGAAAAAAACAGAGUAUGGAGAUAUUCAGCCAUGUUUACCUAUAGCACAGUCAGAGUCUGAACAUUUAGACUUAGCUGAAACAGAGUUAGAAGUUAAACCUUAUUCACCCAAAACUACAGCAAUGGAAGAUAAGCAAAAAGUCCAAGCUGAUUUAUUGAGCACAAAAUAUUUGUCAGAACAGUUAAGUGCUCAUUCUCCAAGCCUCAUUGCUGAAAGUAUUCAUCAGGGAAUGCUGCCUGGUGAACAGGAAAUGAUGAACUGGGUUUCAGAAGAGUCAACUACAACUAUUAAGGAAGUGGGUGAACAAAAUAUUCAGUUUAAUUCACUUGCAAAUCUUGAUACAUGGCUGGAAGAGUCAAAGUCUUAUUCGCUUGGUUUCUUUGAUGAAGAAGAGAAACAAGAUAUUCCCUCAUCUUUGCCUGACCUAGUAAGCAUGUUGGUGCAGCAGUCAAAAACCACUUCAGUCAGUUGUAAUGAAGAAACAAACAGACAUGAAAUGGAGCCUUAUUCAGAUGGCACGAAAGAUGUGUCAUUGGAACAAUCAACAGGUGGUUCACCAGACCUUCUUGAUGAAAGAGCGAUGCAAAAGCCUUCUUCAGCUGAAGUGGAUAGCAUCGCUUCAGCAGAGCCAAUAUCCACUUUACUUAGCCCUUUUAUUAAAACACAGAAUCUAGAAAUGCCAUCUUAUUCUGCAGAAGCAGAAGCAACCCAUCCUUCAUUGAAUGUAGAGGAAGCAUCAAAAGAACCUGAACAUGGUCUACAAAGGGAAGAGGAAUUAACACACCAUGUGAAGUCUGAAGUAGAAUGCAAGUGCACUUCAGAACUUGACAGUCAAAAAGAUAUGUUUAAUAUAAUUUCAGAAGGUUACGAAAUACUGAAUAUUCAUGUUCCCCCAGUCAUUUCUUCCAUUGAUCAAGAAGAAAGCAAACACAUGCCUGAUAAGCUGGAAUAUUUGGAAACAAAUACCUUAUCGAAAAGACAGCUAGUUGACUAUAGUGAUGAUACAGUUGCUGGCCCUAAAGCUUCAGUAUGUGGAACGACUACAGAAAUUUCAGAAAGCUCAGUGGCUAGUGACACUGGAAGUAAAGAUAAUGAAGAAAAAGAACCGGUCAAAGAUGAAGAUGCUCCGGAAGCUGUAGAAACAAAAGAGGAAAUUUCAAAAAGGAUAGAAAAUAAUAGUGAGACUGCUUUGAAUCCUAAUAACAGUAGCAUUGAUAUGGAUUAUUUUGAAAAAUAUACUCUGAUUGAUGACAAAUAUCCUACUGAGUCAUCUCCUCAGGAACUACACUCAUUUCCUGCUGGAAUGGAAAGUCCUAAGGAACCAAUGGAGGAAGCUGUCUCUUUAAAUGAAAGAUCUGAUGUUAAUACUUUGGAAGAUGGUUAUUCCCUAUUUAAUUAUCUGGAUGAAGCCUUUUAUGGAACUGUGGAAGAAGACAACAAAAUACAGUCCUGUGCAGAUGUUCAGAAAUCUUUUCCUGAGCAAAAAUCAGUUGACAUUAGCAGUAAAAAAGCUGUAAAUGUAGAAGAUGAACAAAAGUCCGCAGGCACACCCUUGUUUGAUACAGAAGAAGGAGUGUUAGAACGAUCCCUGUUAUUUCCCACAUCAGUCACCAUGAUAAACCCAGAGCUUCUAGAAGAGCCACCUGCUCUCUCAUUUUUAUACAAAGACCUGUAUGAAGAAGCAGUGGGAGAAAACAUAAAAGGUGACAAUGAACCUCUUUCUGACGAAGAAAGUAUGAAUUCUGAUGCAUCGUUUCCUAGUAGGAAUUCUGACACAGAUGAUGGAACUGGAAUAUAUUUUGAAAAAUAUAUUCUUAUAGAUGAUAUUCCAAGUAAUAUGGCUGGGUUUCAGAAGGAGCAAAUUCCAAAAGAUCAGUCUAGUAGCAAAGAUAUUUCAAGCCAAAUGAGAGUUUCAGAGGACAGAAGUGAGGGUGUUUGUGAGGCAGCUGAAAAGGAGUCGCAAUCUGUUCACAUUUCAGCUGAAGAGUCUGCCAAAAUGUCAGAAGGAGAAAUAGUGGAGAGAGAGACAGAUGUAUUGAGAAAAGAAGAAGCCCAGAUUGUUAGUGAUAUUAAAGCAACAAUUUGUAAACCAGCCUAUGCAAUUCCUUUUGGAAACAAACUAAAUAUUUCAGAUGCUAGAAAUGAUGUUACUCAUCAAAGAAGAGAAGAAGAAAAUAUACCUGCAGAAGCUAACCAGAAACUGUCAAGUCAAACAAGUCAUCAAGAGUCCAGUCAAGUAGUAGAUUCUGAGGAAAUUGCCCAUCAAGAUGAAGCAUCUGUGCUAAAUAAAUCAAAGGAAGUAACUUACCUGACAGAUGAGCAGAAAAAGCAACAUGAAAUAACAGUUCACAAAAUGGAUAAUGAUUUACCUCACGGCAGAACACCUGCUGAGGGGAGUAAAGGCAAUCAGUAUGUCCAAGAAAAUCUCUCCCAUCUUGAAACUCUUCAACAAACAGAGAAACUAGAGAAAGAUGGGUUAAUUUCACAUUUAGAUAAGCAACUGCAUCCCAUGACAAGGGAGGCACAUGCUUUAGAGUACAAUCACCUUGAAAAUAUGAACAAAAAAAAAGGCAGAGAAGAAAAUCUAAUAGGCACAGAUGAGCUGACACACAAACAAAGAGGCCAGAGAAAGGUUACAGAUGGUAUAGCACAGCAUGACCUAGGAAUAGCUAAGUGUGGACUUUCAGAACCAGGAGUAAGAUCUGAUUAUGCGUUAAGUGAAUCAGACACACAGCUCUUUCCUUGCAAUCUAGAUAACUUUCAGCCCAAUUCAGGAGCAAAGCAGUGCUUUGGUGCUUAUGAAGAUCUUGCUGAAUCAAUGGAUUAUGAAGUGAUUAACCAAGAAGAAUUGCAAGAUGAAGUGUCCUCUGAAUUGGCACAUGAAGAAUUAUUAUUUGAAGACAGGGAAUCUUUUGAGCAUAUUAGUGAUAGUUAUGAAUCUGUAAACGAGGCAGAGCAAGUUACACCCACUGACCAUGAAGAUUCAGGGUUUGUGAUGAUGGAGCCUGAACAAUCAUCAGCAGACAUACCUGAAAGUGAGAGUCCACAAAAAGAAAUGAAGAAGGCCCAAAUUGAUACCUAUUGCUACCAGUGCAGAUGCACUAUUUCUGCUAUUGACAAGCUUUUUGGGCAGCAUAAAGAGCAUGAUGUGACAUCACUAGACACUGCUGCAAAUGAGAUCAAGGAUCAAUUAGAUGAAUUUUUGGUGGCAUUACAAGAAAAGUCACUGAAAAUUGAGGAAUUUGUUAGUGAGAUAGAAUCCCUAUUUAAUUCUGUUGAGGAAAACUGUAAGAAAAGUGAACGGGUUUUAGAAGAUCAAAAUGAAGACAUGGUUAAGAAAGUGACAGCACAAUAUGACGAGAAGUUAGAGAACUUUGAGGAGGUGAAGAAGAUGAAAAUGGAAUAUCUCUAUGAACAGAUGGUUAACUUUCAACAGAUUAUUGAUGCUGCCAAGGAGGCUUUGGGGACAACUGUAAGGGAAACUGAAGAACUUGAUGAGGCUAGUUUCCUAAAUUCAUCUAAAGAAAUGAAUAAAAGGUUGCUUUCUGCCAUGGAUAAUACUCUCUCUUUAGAAAAGAUGCCCAGCACUUUUUCACUUUUUCAACAUUAUGCUGACAGUCCAGUACAAAGUGAUCAGAAGACCUUAAACCUUGUACCCGUUCCACAGACUCCAAAAUUAAAACCUCAGGAACCAAACUCAGCUACUAGCACAUCCGUAGCAGUCUACUGGACUGUGAAUGAAGGAGACAUUGUUGACUACUUCCAGGUCUACUGCAUGGAGGAACCUCAAACAAACAAAGAGCAAAGUGCCUUGGUGGAAGAAUACAGAGUUACAGUGAAGGAAAGUCACUGUAUCUUGGAAGACCUUGAGCCAGAUCGCUGUUAUAGUGUAUGGGUUAUGGCUGUGAACUACACAGGAUGUAGCUUACCCAGUGACAAAUCUACUUUUAAAACUGCUCCCUCAACCCCAUUAAUAAAGGCAGAGGACUGCACCGUGUGUUGGGACACAGCCACCAUCCGAUGGAGUUCAGCCAACUCAGAAGCAACAGAGUCUUUCACGCUGGAAUACUGCAGACAGUAUUCCCCUGAAGGAGAGGGUCUUAGAUCUUUUGCUGGAAUAAGAAGACCUGAACUGAAAGUUUACCUGCAGCCCAAUGUGAAUUAUUUCUUCUAUGUGAGAGCUGCCAAUGCAUUUGGGACAAGUGAACAAAGUGAAGCUGCCCUCAUUUCAACUAAAGGAACUAGAUUUCACUUUCUCAGUGACACCAUUCAUCCUGCUUUGCAGGUGUUGUCUGAUGAAAUGGUGAUAUGCCUUUCCAAGAAAACUAAAUUCACUGGGAUUCCAUCUGUGCUGGGUGAGCUGCUGCCAGCUCGGGGCCUCCAUUACUGGGAAACCACUACCAGCGCCUGCAGUAGCUACAGGAUUGGAAUCUGCUAUGGCUCCACACCCCGAGGCAGCAUCCUGGGCCUGAGUGACUCGUCUUGGUGCAUAUGUUGCUCUGAAUAUUUCGUCUAUAAAUUCUUCCACAAUGGUAUAAUGAGUACCAUUCAUGUGACAGAACCACCAGCCAGGGUUGGCAUUCUGCUGGAUUAUGAUGUUGGGAGACUUUUAUUCUUCAAUGCAGAGAGAGGACUUGUGCUGUUCUCCAUCAGGCACAAAUUUACUGAGGAUGCUCACCCUGCCUUUGUUCUGGAAAAGGCUGGAGUACUUAAUGUACACACUGGAAUGGAGCUGCCAGGGUUUGUGGAGCACAGCUAACCACUUGUUUUCAAACUGCCUGGAACACAAACAAUUGUUAGAUUUGGGGAGAGGGAGGGAAGAAAGGACAGGACCGGGUUGAGGGAUUUCUGUUUUUCUCUUAAUGAUAUUGUGCACACUUCCCAUACUUGUAGUUAGCACUUGUAUACACAAAUGCCAUGACCACAAGAGUAUAAACUUCCUUUUGUGUAGUGUGUCAUUUGUAAUAUGCAUUGAGUCAUUUCAGGGAAAACAAACAGAUUAGUAUUAAACUUGAACAAUAGGGGUGGAGAGAAGUAAAGUCAGGAACAGGACUUACAGUCGUUACUAAACAGAAAAUAAUCAUGGUACUAGCUGAAUACUUUUAAGCCAGUGAUGGUUGUUUUUAUGAAAUAAGUGUGUAUCACUAAAAUGUCAAGUGACUUUUCAGCAAAAUGACAGCAACUGAACAUUUCUCAGGAAAUAAUAACCAAAAUCCAAGGCAAAUCAUUUCAAGACUUUGAAACUAUUUUUACAGUGGAAACGUUUUAAGGGUUAAUGCAUCUUGUGCUGAUAAAGAGAUGUUUCCCUUCAAAUAUUGAAACCAAGAAAAUGUUGAUUUUUAGCCAUCUGCAUUUCUGCUGAACAGGUGGAAAACUGAAAAAUAACAAUAAUAUAAAUAGUGGGAUAAGAAGGCAAAGAGGUGUUUUAAUUUGGCCAAGCCAGCAGAGUAAGGGAAGCAGAUAAACUCAGGUUUCCCUUGAUCAGUUUAGAUCAGAGAACUGUGUUUCAAUUCACUUUACAAAUUAUUGGGUGGCUUCUUCCACUGCUACUCCAGUGGCCAUAUUCAUUAAUGAUGGUGCCGGUGAAGCCAUGGGAAUAUCAGGCAUGGACUCAUGUGAAGAGAGAGCAAGCAAUGUUGCCUACUCUUUUGGUUUCUACUGAAGGUGGCAUGUGUUUACUCUAACCGGCUCCCUCCUGAUCUCAGUUAAACUACUAUGUCCUCCCUGGAGUUAGUGGAGUUCCUAAUGUCUGAGAGGGGUUGCUUUUAAAGCUAGUAUUUAAAUGAAUUACAAUUAAGACUUCUGUUUUUCCUGGUCAGUCUGCUAUUGUCGUUUAAUUUGUCUAUCAUUUUAACAGCACUAUGCUAGAUGCUUCAGACCACCCUAGCGACACAUGCUUCAUGUCCCAGAGCCUUUAUUUUCUGCUUUUAGGAUAGACAUGAGUAGAGGUAACAAAUAAUAAGGGCUGGAUGAUACAAGGAAGGGUGAGGUGGGAUACUAAGAGCAGACAGUCAUAUAAUUUAAGCCUAUGCAUCUCUUUAUAGUUAAAAUGCCUUUCUUUUCUUUUCUUAUUAAAAAAAGACUAGUACUGAC